AUGGCGCCGUCCGCUGAAAGCGAGGACAACUCGCUCGCCCAGUUCGACCUCCUCCCGAAGCUGGUCAAGAACCUCGACCGCCACCUGAUCUUCCCGCUCCUCGACGCCGCCAGCGCCCAGUACUACGAUGAGGAGACCAACGAGCCCAGGAACGUCGAGAAGGCGCGCGAGAUGACCAAGGCCAAGUUUGAGCUCCUCAAGAAGACAAACAUGACCGACUACGUCGCCAACCUCCACUGCGAGCUUGAGGGCACCGACGAGCCGCCCGCAGAGUACGCUGAGAAGAGGCAAAAGGUCAUCAAGCAGCUGCAGGACUUUGAGGACUCGGUCAGCAAGCUGAGGGAUCUGCUGGACCGCGAGGAGGUCAUCUCCAACCUGCGUAGCGACAAGGUGGCCAACUUGGAGUUUUUGAAGAAGGAGCACGAUGUCACCAUCGAAAUGGUCACAGCACUGUACGACUUUGGUAACUUCCAGUACAGCUGCGGCAACUACCCGGCGGCGGCAGAGCUUCUGUACCAGUUCCGUGUCCUCUCUACGGACAACGACAAGGUCUCGGCGGCAACGUGGGGCAAGCUCGCAUCUGAGAUUCUGUCUGGAAACUGGGAGGGUGCCAUGGAGGAGCUCAAAAAGGUCCGCGAGGAUAUCGACUCGAGGCUUUUCAACAACCCGUUGGCGCAGCUGCAGCACAGGACGUGGCUGACCCACUGGGCCCUGUUCCCUCUGUUCAACGACGAGAACUCGCGUGAGGCCUUGCUCGAGAUGUUCUUCUCGCCCAACUACAUCAACACCAUCCAGACCUCGUGCCCGUGGAUUCUGCGUUACCUGGCCGUCGUUGUCAUCGCCGGUCGCGGCCGCGCACGCAACACUGGUGCUUACCAGAAGCAGCUCAAGGACGUUGUCCGCAUCGUGAAGCAGGAGGGCUACGAGUACUCCGACCCCGUUACGGACUUUGUUCGCGCUCUCUACAUCGACUUUGACUUCGAGGAGGCGCAGAGGCAGCUCCCGCGCGCCGAGGAGGUCUUGAGGACCGACUUCUUCCUCAUGUCGAUCGGCGACUCGUUCGUCGAUGCAGCACGCCACCUCUUCUUUGAGUCGUACUGCAAGAUCCACGCACGUAUCGACCUCAAGAGGCUCAGCGAGCAGCUCGGUCUCAACGUGGACGAGGGCGAGAAGUGGAUCGUUAACCUCAUCCGCGACACGCGCCUCGACGCCAAGAUUGACUUCCAGGAGGGAACCGUCGUCAUGAACCACCCCAACAGCAGCGUAUACCAGCAGGUCAUUGAGAGAACAAAGGGCGGUUUCUUCAGAACCCAGGUCCUCAGCGCAGCUGUCGCGAGAUAG
Molecule: messenger RNA, 1341 nt
Organism: Pyricularia grisea
Lineage: Eukaryota; Fungi; Ascomycota; Sordariomycetes; Magnaporthales; Pyriculariaceae
Exons: 2
Coding region: 1-1341 (446 amino acids)
Biological process (GO): translational initiation
Cellular component (GO): cytoplasm; nucleus; eukaryotic translation initiation factor 3 complex
Molecular function (GO): translation initiation factor activity
Source: RefSeq, a predicted model, not a curated record